AUGUCUUGCCAUUCCGCAUUGCAUGCAAAUUUGGGACACACGCAUAUAAUACCGCAUCCGAGGUACGACACGUUCAAUCUCACCUCCUGCGACUACCAACCCCUGCUGAUGAACGUGCGCUCCCUCCUAUUCGUGGGCAUGUUCUCCCUGGCAGAGAGUUUGCACGAGGAGCUGGUGCGGCGGCUGGUGAUACUGUACGGCGCGAAGGCUACGGGGCCGACUAGUUCUUCCCAUGGUAUUGCUGCUCCUCUUCAUGGUGUUGCAGCUCAGUGUCGCGGAGCUCCGUUUCAAGAGUCGGGACAUGGAGUCUGA
Prorocentrum cordatum is the source of this 312-nucleotide messenger RNA. The record is from the annotation of a GenBank genome assembly. NCBI's taxonomy places the organism in Eukaryota, Dinophyceae, Prorocentrales, Prorocentraceae.